AUGCAUGGCGAUAAGUUGGCACUAGUCUCCAAUGCGCCUGACAGCAUCAGGGCACUUGUGGUCCAUAAUCCUAUUAAGCCGAAGGCUCGCCAUCCGGGAUCUUCUUCACCGAAAACUACACCUCACACCAAUCUGACAACUCAGCAAGCUCACAAAAUCAUCUCAUCAGACCCAUCCCUCUCUCAAUCUCUCAAUCUCCCACUCAUAGCAUCUUCCCAACUUUCGAACAGGAUGUCAUGGCAAUCCUCCUUCACGAGUUUGUACAGCCAAGACUGUACCGAUAUCUGGGGCAUACCUUCCAUUUACUAUAACCAACCUGUCGAUGGAAACAACGACGCAUACCGUGUCUUGAACUCCAGAACCUUAGGGCUGUCUCUUCCUCGGCGAUUUGAAGUUCCGGAUCGAUGUGCAGAAUGCUUGGACCCUGAACCGCGCCCGUACACCAGGGAGGCGCAACUCGAGGAUCUAAGACAUAUACUUCAUUACACGAUUCCCCAGGGGGGCUUGGAUCCUCGAAAAUAUCAUCAGUCAUACGAAGGCCUCAGGCUCAACUCAAGCUGCCCUCGUCGCACCCACGAGGGAAUCACGCACUUCACGACGAAAGACAAUUUAGAGGAUCUCGCUCGCACGACAAUCUAUUGGAAAUCCAUGUACCGGAGAAGCCACCAAUAUUUUACCCCUGACCCGAGCGGAAAGGAGCUGGACGAACGAAUGGCCCGUACAUCCUAUCUUCCGGGUCGUCCGCAAUGGCUGUGCUCCGGGGCAAGGCGCGAGGAUAAGAUUGAAUCCGAUGUCUCCGGGCAGCGAGGGAGAAAAGGGAAAGAACGGGCAGAGGCUCGGCAGAAUUCCUCUUCCAGCGAUGAAUGGACGGAUGUCUUCCGACGGACGCAAAAGCAUCCGGGCCGUCCGCCUUGGUUAUGCUCCGAGAUAAAGCGCGAGGACAAGACAGAAUCCGACGCGUCCAAGCAGUGA
Messenger RNA from Drepanopeziza brunnea f. sp. 'multigermtubi' MB_m1, 972 nucleotides. RefSeq lists its product as uncharacterized. The record is from RefSeq and is a predicted model, not a curated record. NCBI's taxonomy places the organism in Eukaryota, Fungi, Ascomycota, Leotiomycetes, Helotiales, Drepanopezizaceae.